This is a messenger RNA of Solanum stenotomum, 911 nucleotides long. RefSeq lists its product as uncharacterized. The record is from RefSeq and is a predicted model, not a curated record. Lineage: Eukaryota; Viridiplantae; Streptophyta; Magnoliopsida; Solanales; Solanaceae. Bases 54 to 755 code for a protein of 233 amino acids. The transcript has 6 exons. Gene Ontology annotation, cellular component: chloroplast.
AUAUUUUAGGAAAAGGACAAAUACAGUACCAAUACCGUUGCGUUUCAACCACCAUGACUCCGCCGAGUAUCACCCUUAUCCCUUCCUCCACCACAACCACCAUCCCUCCGACGCCCCUGAAACCACCGCCGUCGGUGCAGCAACCACUGCCGCCGCUCGAAGCAAAGUUUUUCAACCGUAGAAAUGCCGUCGUUUGGCUCUCACUCAUUGCUCCUCUCACUCAUCCUGCCUCCGCUCUCUCCUUCGGCAUAUCAGGACCAAAAGAAUGGCUAAGAGAUCAGAAGAAGAAGACUGCGAAGUACCUUUUGGCUCCAAUCGAGGCUUCUAGAAACAUCCUCCGAUAUGCUAAUCUCUUACUUAUUGCUUUGUACUUGACAGCUAGAACUGAACCGGAAUUUGGUGAAAAGGAACUUGAAGAAGUUCAGAGCUUAUUGAGAUCUGCUGCAAGGGAUUGUGUGCCUCAAGAGAGAAAUUCCUUCGUUCAGUUUCAAUCAAAAUCAGGAGUUGAGGUUUGCACUUUCCAGUUGGUUGUGAAAAAUGCUUCUUCUUUGCUUCCUGACAAGGACCCGGUAAAGUUAGCAGCUGAAGCCAAACUUAUUGAUCUCAUAAGGUCUUUUGCUUCUCUCAGUGACAUGGCAAAUGAAUUCGAUGUGCAAGUUGCUUCUAAUAGACAAAAGGUUGCAAAUGCUCUCAUGGAUACAGUGACCUGUCUGGACAACUUUGAGCAAGGCGUCAAGGAAUGCCUUGAAGUUUGAUUAUCCUUAUUCAAGUCAAAGAAGGAACAGGAUGAAUUUGGCAUUUGCCAAUUUGGCAGAUGCUUUUAUCCUUUACUUUUGGGACGGGCAAAAAGGAAAACUUCAAUAGGUUGUAUCAUACACUUAAUGUUAAAUAUUAUUCUUUCAUUGUUUUGA